UGUAAAACUGGUUUCAAACUCCCCUCAUACUGAGUGACUGUUCAAAGCUUCCCUAUUUCAUACUGUCUUUGUCGAGCAGAUAUUUAAGACCGAGAAGUCCUGACGCCAUGUAUGCACAUGACAAUAUAGAUUUUUGAGUAAGUGCGUUCAGUGUAGUAUAGUUGCGCUACCUAACGAGAAUAGAGAUCCAUGGCGCAGAGUUGUGUUUUUGCUUGUGGGCGUGGAAGCUGCUUCGGACCUUCACGCAACGCAACCCAUCAUAUAACGUGUGACUAUCGCUCGUGUGUAACAGUGCCAAGUAGAGUGUAAUGUCAUGUGUAAUGUCAUGCUGAUAGAAAGAUUGAAAUGGUUGCUGGUUUGGAAAGUGCACACAGGUUGAGAAAAUACGUAUAUUCAUGAAGGUAUGGGGUCACGAGUCCCAAGCUGGAUCACCACGAGAGUAACUGACACAGUGUAAAUCGCGAUAAAGCCGAUACGAUAUGCCGAUUACAAUAGUGGUGGAGGAAGAGUGCUAUCAAGCCCACGUUUCUCAGACUCAUGGAAACGCCCAAUGGACCGUGUACAGGAUCGCCAACGAUAACAGAAUUGUAGUGGAGAGUCAAAAACCAAGAUCUGUUUCUUUGGAGGAUACAAUUGGCAAAGCUGCGGACAGUAUCAACGCUUCUGUAAAGACACUGUGGUACGAGCUGAUCCAUAGCAUGCCCGACCAUGAUGGACGUUAUGCUGUGUUUGACUAUGUGAAACUCCAGAAGGAUGGUACAUGGACCUCGGCAUCAUCUUUCGUGUUUUGGUUGCCGGAGGAAGCCAGUCCGGAAACGAAAAGUAUAUAUACUGCUGGCAAGGAUACACUGAAAACAGCCCUGGAUAUAUCUUGACAUCGUGCAUGUUCGUGAGCCUUGACCUACUCCUUAAUGGGUGACAAUUUACCCCUUCUUCUCAAAAAGAUGCAUUUAUUCAUUCGUAGUAUGGCGUUCUUUCUGGGGGCCUUUUUACGCACAUUUUUCCACAGAACCGCUCACAUCUAAAUAACGUUUUAACUACAAUUUACC
This is a messenger RNA of Haliotis rubra (blacklip abalone), 1049 nucleotides long. Its product is annotated as cofilin-1-A-like. Gene Ontology annotation, molecular function: actin binding. The transcript is spliced from 2 exons. The coding region runs from base 480 to 875 and encodes 131 amino acids. NCBI's taxonomy places the organism in Eukaryota, Metazoa, Mollusca, Gastropoda, Lepetellida, Haliotidae. The record is from RefSeq and is a predicted model, not a curated record.